This is a messenger RNA of Varroa destructor (honeybee mite), 1329 nucleotides long. RefSeq names its product ADP-ribosylation factor related protein 1 (gene Arfrp1). Gene Ontology annotation, cellular component: Golgi apparatus. The record is from RefSeq and is a predicted model, not a curated record. Gene Ontology annotation, biological process: intracellular protein transport; protein localization to Golgi apparatus; Golgi to plasma membrane protein transport. Gene Ontology annotation, molecular function: GTPase activity; GTP binding. Lineage: Eukaryota; Metazoa; Arthropoda; Arachnida; Mesostigmata; Varroidae.
AAUUGAACAUUGGCGUGUGUUGACUAUGAGCAGCUGAAUUGUUUGUUUUAUUAUGAAUUGUUUUUAUACUACUAGAUUUUGAAAGUGAUGAAAUGUAUUAGUGUUAAGGAAGUUGUCCGUGUGUAUCGAAGUUCCUCUUUUACUAGGGAUUUCGUAAAUGAUUUUCUUUGGGAUUGUGUUUUUCCGAACUAGGAAUUACGAAUAGUUUGUUAUCAAAGCUUUGUACUGUGCAUUUGUCUGAUCAUUUCACGUUAGACUCCGUGAAAGGAAUAUUAAUUAGUGUUCGAAUGGCAUAUGGGUGAUGAAAUUAGUUUCCUUUCGUUAGCUAUGACACUCGAAGGACACAUGCUGUUUGGAUGCCGCAUACUCGCUUCUCCAUGCAUGUUACCACGUGAUGCUCCAAGCUGCGUGUAGCACUAAGGUGACGGGUGAGGUCACUGCCGUGGACCAGGCCCAUGUAUGAUUCGCAAAAACAGUUUCGGAAAUAUUCCUUGAAGCACUAAAAGCCUUCAAGCGGUAACUAAUACAAACGUUUUAAAAGGAUUUGAGUAUUCAUCGAGAAUAUAUAAAAGGCACUUGUGCCGCGCGCUGAAACUAAACUGUGAAAGUUAUCCAACAAGUUCGCUCAUCGUACAUCAACGAGAUGUAUACUCUACUGCACGGCCUAUGGAAGUAUAUAACUCAGAAAGAGGAAUACUCUGUUCUUAUACUUGGAUUAGACAACGCAGGAAAAACCACGUAUUUAGAACAAACGAAGACGAAGUUCACGAAGGGCUACACCGGCCUUCGUCCUAACAAGCUAACCACUACGGUGGGACUUAACAUUGGCAAAAUCGACACGCAAGGGGUGCGAAUUAACUUUUGGGAUCUUGGUGGCCAAGAAUCGCUACAGGCAUUGUGGGACAAAUACUAUUCAGAGUCGCACAGCAUCAUAUACGUCGUAGACUCCUCGUGUCGCGAGCGACUUCAGGAGUCACGGCGAUCAUUUGAGAAGAUGAUUGAUAAUGAUGCCUUAUUCGGUGUACCUCUCUUAAUUAUAGCCAAUAAACAGGAUAUUGCCGAAGCCGCCACCGUAACAGAGAUUCGUCAGUUGUUCCGCGAAUGCAAUAUAAGUAAUAGGGAGAUGCAUAUUGUCGGAGCCUCGGCGUUGCACGGAGAAGGCAUCCAAGACGGUAUUACGUGGCUGGUUGACGGAAUGAAACGAAAUCUUCGGAGGCCUCCAAGAAACGUCGAUACAUAAAUGUGAAGGACAAACCUCUGUUGCGUUCUCGAGGACAACUUCUUCGUCCAGCACCUGCUGCUGUUGCUGGUGAUGUGGGUGAGUGAUGA